GCUUUUCGCUGUAGAGCUGCAUGUAGCUCGACACAGUUCAAGUUUGUGGCGAGUUUACUAAGAAAUUUGAAUUGGUUGGUUGACUAUCGGUAGGUGAUUCAUAAAUUAUGAUUAUGGCAUAGGAUUGUAGUGUGGCAAUAGUAUUGGCAUUGGCAUUAUAGUGUAAGUAUAAUAAUUUUCCCACUUUAAAUUUAAAGUUAUUUAAAGUAAAAGGCAAGGGUUAUUAUUUAUAAGUCGGUUCGUCUUGUCUGCGCCUAUUACUAACUAUUACAAUUACAAACUUACUAUUAAUAUUAACUAUGACAGACUACAGUAUAGUGUAUAUUAAAAAUGUAUUUUGCUUUAUCUAAGAGUAUAGUUAGUAGUAUAGGCAAAGGCCGACGACCUGACGGCUGAUGGUACUACCACUUAACACGGUUAUUAAUUAUUACUAAAUAAACUAUUAUUAUAUUAUUUAUAUCCUAUAAUUUAUAAUAGUAUCAUCAUUGCAAGGUGAUUCUUUCAGUACUAGUACUAGGACUAGAGCCCAGAAAAUGCGAAUAUUUCACGAAGGAUCAACAUUAACAUUAACAAUUAACAUAUUUAAAAUUAUGAAAUUUAAGUCAAAAGAACUUGGAAAAGUAAAAGGAGGGAAUCCUGGCUUCUUCUACACUAAUGGUUCUCAACUUUUUUUGUCUACUGCCCCCAUCGAGACAUAAACUUAUGAUAAACUCACCCUUAGUAAGUUGCGGCCUUAGUGUCUUUACUUAACGCCCCCAGAAGAUCAUCAAUUUUCUGAAUUCCUUUUAUCUAAAAAAGUCUGUUAUCCGAACAUCUUUUUACUUUUUUAAUAAUCGAACAGUAUAAUCAUGCAUAAUCAGCAUCAUUGGCAUUUCUUAAACUUAUUUGCUUCUGGUUAAUACUAAGUAUAAUUUUUGAAUUGCCCCUUUCUACAGUUCACAAACUGCCAAAAAAAAAAGAUAUAUCACACCAUCUGUGGGUAAGUUAAACAAAUUCACGCCAUGACGUUUUACAUGGCCACCAUCUUGGUUUUCAUGACCUGUGGGUCGUGGCAGACAUGUUAAGAAAACACACUUCUGCUAAAAUGAGGAGGGGAAAGGGAGAGAAUGUGCUGGAUUAGCUAUUUACAGAGAGAAAUGAAAUUAGGAUGAAACAUUAUAAAUUCAAGAAAAUGCUUUCAGCUGGUAUAUAAUUUCGGUACAUAAUUUCGUGGCAAAUUAAGCUACUUAAUUGUAUCCCUUUAGAUAUGCAGUCAUUAUGGAUUUUCAAAAUCUAAAAAAUAGUAUUUGAAAUAUUCACAUUUUCUUAUGUCUAGUAGGGAGUGGGGCACAGUGGAUCAGAAAUCGUCUUUUUUUUAAUAUUCCAAAAGUUUCCACAGAUAUUUGAAUGUUGUAUGCGCACAAUGAUUGUAUUACAUCUUGGCCUUGGAUAGGAAUCCUUAAAAUGUGGCUAAAUAUGAUAUUCUUGCCCACAGAGCGUUUCAAAGUGUGCAGGGGUGAUUCACUAUGCCCUGGUACCGGGGCACAGUGAAUCACUACCUGGGACACAGUGAAUCAAUAUGGAAAAUGAAUCAUUAUCUCUGGCUUACUUAAAAUUGACUUAAAUUAUAGUGAGGGUUGUGAAUUUAAUGCAAUUAUUGCACUGAAUGUUAUUUUUCAUAUGAUAAUCUUGUAUAAACUCAAAUAUAAACAGUCAUACAACCUACUUAUUUUCUUUAACUAUAGACUCAUAGACACUGAAAAAUGCAGGCAAACAAUUUGUAAAUGAAUAAUUUAUUUAUUUGUAACACCAAACAAUUUAAAUGAUAAAAUAUAAAAUGACAACAAAACAAUAAUUGCAAAAAAUCAACAUAGAAAAUAGUCAUAUUCUGAUAAAUCAACAUUUGAAAUGGCGAGCAACUCGAGCCGUCCCUCCGUGGAGCAGAGGUCUGGGCAAUUUGACAAUUCUUCUUCUUCAUUAUCAAAAAUUUGGCAGCAUUUAUAUUUUGGUGAAAAUGAUGUUUGGUCUAAUCCAGAUUGCAGUGGCCCUGAGUUGCCUUUUCGACAUAUCUGCGGAGACUUGAAAAUUUAAUGUUGGUGUCUUUGCUAACAGUUGUAAUAGAUUUUCCUUCCUCCAAAGCAUUGUAGUAAUGGUCUGGGCAACUUAACAAUGAUUCUUAUUCAUUAUAACAAAUUUUGCAGCAUCUAUAUUUUAGGUUGGCUUUUCUACAUAUCUGCGGAGACUUGAAAAUUGAAUGUUGGUGUCUUUGCCAUCAAUCAGUCCAAAGAGAUUUUCCUUCCUCCAAAACAUGUUGUACAGCCUCCUUCAUGGCUUCAGCUGUUGUGUAACCAACAUUUCUAUUUGACUCUCUGUUUCUAACCAUUUUAUCUGGAAGAGGAAAAAAAAAGGAACACAACUGAAUUUUUUAGAAAUCGGUUUAUUAAAGAAUAAUUAUUUAAUUUAAAAUAUCUUAUCUUAAUCUUCACUGGUAUUAAAAUCUAGGCCAAAUUCAUACUUUUUCUGAUUUAAGUUAUAUUCCACAAACUUGCGUUUAACAUAUGUAUGUCAAUAUUUUAAAAUAUUAUUAAAGAGCAUAAAUGGGGCACAUUGAAUCAAUAGCUUAAAUGAUCCACUGUGCCCCGAUUCACUGUGCCCAGUGAUAAAAAAAAUUAAACAAAUUUAAUUUUCUGCUACAUGGCUGGCUGCAUAGGACUGGUAAAUUGUUUUAAUACAUUCUACUAGGUCACUAAUGCUAAUCAAUUACAUCUAAUUUUUAAAAUCUUAAUAAUAAAAUCUGUGAAAUAAAAUUAGAGAAGGUCCUAAAAUUUACUUUUGAUGGUAAAAAACAUACCUUACCUUGUAAAAUUUCAAAUUGACGUUAGAACAAGCAAUGCUGUAUAAAUAAAGUUGGCGGAUGUAAAUACGCAAAUAAUGAUGACAUCAGCAACAGAAAUCUCCCGGUGAUUUGGUAGAAAAUACCACUGAUUCACUGUGCCCCUUGAUCCACUGUGCCCCAACUCCCCCUACUAGUGUAGACUUAAUAUAGAGUUGCAUUUACUCACUUUAUAAUUACUAUACUAUAUUAUAUGUAUUAACUUAAUUAUACUCUUGGAUACUACAUUGCAGCUAAGUGUUUUUAUUUAAUUAUGUUGUUACUGUUGUUUGUUCGCAGAUGAAGGCUUCUUGCCUUCGUUGUUUUGUUGCGUUAUUUUUAAAUUUUUUUCCCAAACUUCGUUUCGCCCAUUUCCAAGAUUAUUUAAACAAUCUGCAAUUGACAUUUUCCUUUUCUUUUCUUAGCAUGGAUUUCUUUUGAUGACAUUAUUUUUAAGAUGAUAAUUGUGACACAUAUUUAUGAAUAAAAACUUUUUCAGCACUCUAUCAAUAAACUGUUAUAUUAUUUUUUAUCAUUCUUUCACUUCUAUUUACGCAGGUAAUCAAUCACUGAAGCUGGCACAAGCAACUAGAGUAAAAGACCAUGCCAUCCUCGCUUGUGAGUUUGUUCUCUUUUACAAGCCCUGCUGUAAAGAGACUAAUGGGAUGGAAACAAGGUGAUGAGGAGGCCAAAUGGGCAGAGAAGGCCAUAGAAUCUUUGGUAAAAAAAUUAAAAAAGAAGAAAGGUGUCCUUGAAGACCUUGAGUAUGCCAUUCAAACAAAAGACCCAUGUUCAAAGUGUGUAACCAUUCAGCGCUCAUUAGAUGGUCGGCUACAGGUGUCUCAUCGCAAGGGUUUGCCUCAUGUCAUCUAUUGCAGAGUCUGGAGAUGGCCUGACCUGCAGUCUCAUCAUGAACUCAAAUCAGUUGAGUCAUGUCAGUUUCCAUUCAGCUCAAAACAGAAAGAAAUUUGUAUAAAUCCUUAUCACUACCGUCAUGUUGAGAGCCCUGUAUUGCCGCCAGUGCUUGUCCCGCGAUAUGAUUUCUCACCUGAAUUUGUGCCAACAUUUCAGCCCCCUCCUGAGCCAUCAAUGCCGUACAAUGUUACCUAUCCAUUCGAUACACAACAGGCAUUGCCCUCUGACACCCUUAGCCAGUACAGUUCUUCUUGUCUCUCCUCAGAUACUCCCCCACCACCUUACCAUUCCUUACCUGACCAAAAUGGCCACUGUUACAACAUGGAUACUUGUGAUCAAUAUAGCCUUUCACCAUGCUCCUCUGUGGAAUCAACGCCACCACAAUCGCCACCAAUGCAACCUAUCAGCUAUCAAGAGUUGGACCACUGGUGUAACAUUGUGUAUUAUGAACUUAACAGCAGAGUUGGUGAGCAGUUUCGAGCAAGUUGUAACAGUGUCACAGUGGAUGGGUUUACUGACCCAUCUCAUGUGGGCCGAUUCUGCCUAGGAAUUCUGUCGAACGUUAAUCGUAAUUCAACUGUUGAAAACACCCGUCGCCACAUCGGUCGAGGUGUACACCUCUACUAUGUCGGAGGUGAAGUUUUUGCAGAAUGUUUAAGUAAUAGCAGCAUCUUUGUCCAGAGUCGUAACUGCAACUAUUCAUAUGGAUUUCAUCCUACAACUGUCUGCAAAAUUCCUCCAGGCUGCAGUCUUAAAAUUUUUGACAACAAAGAGUUUUCAUUGCUUCUCUCCCAGUCUGUCAAUCAUGGGUUUGAAGCUGUGUAUGAGUUAAGUAAAAUGUGUAUUAUCCGUAUGAGCUUUGUCAAAGGAUGGGGAGCAGAAUACCAUAGACAGGAUGUCACAGCCUGUCCAUGCUGGAUAGAAAUUCACAUCAACAGUCCACUCCAAUGGUUGGAUGAAAUCCUCAAACAGAUGGGUUCAUCUAAAAAUCCAAUUUCAUCUGUAUCAUAACAAAAAUUGAAAGGUUUUUUUAAAAAAAUGUUUGUAAUUGAAAUAAUAUUUGAAGCUCAUCCUUUUUAUUAAGACUUUAUACUUUGCAUCAAAAAUAAGUAAAGUCUGUUAUUCUCUCUGUAAAUAGUUUUACAAAGUGGUUCAAAAUUGUAUUGCCAACUUUAGUUUUACCAUAA
Lymnaea stagnalis (great pond snail) is the source of this 4953-nucleotide messenger RNA. The record is from the annotation of a GenBank genome assembly. Lineage: Eukaryota; Metazoa; Mollusca; Gastropoda; Lymnaeidae.